Messenger RNA from Nannospalax galili (Upper Galilee mountains blind mole rat), 2946 nucleotides. It is a transcript of the gene Cdc42se1, whose product is annotated as CDC42 small effector 1. Gene Ontology annotation, biological process: regulation of Rho protein signal transduction. The transcript is spliced from 5 exons. Gene Ontology annotation, cellular component: plasma membrane. The record is from RefSeq and is a predicted model, not a curated record. Lineage: Eukaryota; Metazoa; Chordata; Mammalia; Rodentia; Spalacidae. Gene Ontology annotation, molecular function: small GTPase binding. The coding region runs from base 379 to 618 and encodes 79 amino acids.
CCACCUCUGCCGGCCCGCCCUCGGCUUCCCCACUGCGCCGAGCAGCAGCCGGGCAACCCCGAGUGGCGGCGCCGGCCUAAGCCCCUGCCAGCCUCUGCCGCCGCCUGGAUGCCGAAGAGCCGCAGGAUUCCACAUCUGAAGAAAACAUAACCUUAUGCCUGCCUGCGCCUCUUGUAGGUGCUGUUUGUGGCUCUUAGUCUGAGACGCUGACCUUCACUGCACAGCUAAGGUCUCGAGGACUUCCACCAACAGACACAUCCAGUUGAAGGAAUCCAGGGUGCUGUUACACUUGGGAGAGCGAGGACUGGGGGGUCAGCCACAGAGCAAGAGCCCUCUGGGGCCUCUGGCAGUGGAGUGAAGCUGGAACCAUCAGGGAAUAUGAGUGAAUUUUGGCACAAACUGGGCUGUUGCGUGGUAGAGAAGCCCCAGCCGAAGAAGAAAAGAAGACGGAUUGACCGGACCAUGAUUGGAGAACCAAUGAAUUUUGUCCACCUGACUCAUAUCGGCUCUGGGGAGAUGGGGGCUGGAGAUGGACUUGCUAUGACAGGUGCAGUUCAAGAGCAGAUGAGAUCCAAGGGAAACCGAGACAGACCAUGGAGCAAUUCUAGGGCCUUGUAGCUCCUGUGGGAACGGGUCAGCAGUCUUGGAGUCCCCACUCUGUCCAGCCCAGGAGAAAUGCUGCUCCCACCAGAUCCCUUCUACAGCCAGUGACCCAUGGGCCCCUCUCUUCCCUGUCUUCCUAACAAGUGCCUCAAAAGGCAUGGGGGCUGGACUCCCUCUUCUCCCUCUGGCCUUGGCCCCUCCUGGAGAUGGGGUUAAGGCAGCAGGACUGACCAAGUGACUACUGGUGGGCCAGAGGACCUCAGCUGAAACCCUGGGUACCCUAUAUCUGAGCUGGGAGGUCUGUGGGAACCUGCAAUGAGUUCCCUGCUCCUCAAUGAAGGUUGGGGUACUACCUGUUUUUAAUCUUUUUACCUUUACUCCUUAAAUUGGGCAGGUAAGUGAGAGCACCAAAGCUGAACUCAGCUUUGAUGAGAUGCUCUCUACUUUUCUACCUUCUCUUUGCUUCUGGAAUGAGUUAGUGCAGAUGUUACAGGGCUGGUAGGGUGACCACUGCCUAGUCCACUCUAGAUUUCAGACAUUAAGCUCACAGCCCCUCUAUGUCUGUCUGCCAGCACCAGGGUGUUAGUCCAGUUGGGCCUCUAAUCCUGUGUUUGUAGCAUUACUAGCUUCCCAGCAACUUUUUUUUUUUUUUAUUAAAAUUUUAAUUUAAGAUGAGUUCUUUUAAUUACCCCCAUCCUUCUACCUUUGUCCUUAUACCAUCCCUGUUAGGAACCAUAUUAUUCUCCGUUGAAGAGUUAAGAAGUGGAUCUUACUUUGACCACAUUCCAUUUAAGACUUGGGAGUCCUAGCCUACCCCUCUGUCAACCUCCCUGCUGGUCCAGGUAAAAGGAAGAAGAGGAUCUAUAUAUAGGAAGCCAGGAUGUAGCCAAAUUAGCUAUAUCUCGAUGUGGCCCUUCCUAAUCAUUUGAAUGGGGCAGUGGUAAGAGAAAUCCCACAGUCCUCCACAGGCAUAGGGAGAGGCUAUAAACAAGCCUUUUCAACUUUGGACAAUUUGGUCUGGUUAAUUCUUUGUAUUGGAGGACUGUUCUUUGUAUUAUAAGAUACAACAUCUCUGGCCCACCCUAGUUGACAACCAAAAAUGUCUCCAGAAAUUGCCAAAUGUCUCCUAGGGACAGAAUUGCCCACCGUUGAGAACCACAGCUCUAGAGUCAAGAUAGGCUUUUCCUAAGUGUUUUCUGCACUGCCCCCACCCCCACCCCCCAAUCUGAUGUAUUCAUUUUAAGCUUGAGCAACUAGCACCCUCAUAGAGGCAGGCUCAGAGUGGCAUGUAAUCUAUUCAGAUGUGUUGCCUAGGCUUACAUGGGUUCGAGUCUGACAGAUAUGUAUGAUGUUUCUUCAUUGUUGGCUCUGUGUAAGAGGGUUCUUGGCAGUGUGGAGAAAUGAACAGGGUAUGCUGGGAUUGGAGAAGUGGGAAUCAAAAGCAGCAGAGACACCCUAACUUGCUGUCCAUGUUAUAAGCUCUUCUUCUCUGUGUCCUAGUCCUUGAACCAGACACAAAUAAGACUCAGGGAGUUUUGUUGGAAAAUCAGGUCCCACUCCCCACCUGGCUAAAGAGUCUGUUUUUAGAGGGGAAAGAAUUGUAGGAGCAGAGUCUUUAGUCCCUUUGUUUUCUCAGGUGUUUUUUGUUCUGGCCCUUUCCUUGUAGGGUAAAUAGAAAGGCAGAACAAGAUAGAUGGGCUCCUGCCUGUUCCUAAAAAAUAAGGCCGGGGUCUCUUUAGCUUUGUUAAAAGAAGUCUUUAUGGUAAUGGAUCAGGACUGUGGGAACUGAUCCACUCUUGCUGAUUCCACCAUCCAUCUGGUUACCCCUACCUAGUGAUUGAGGUUUUGAUUUUUUUUCAAAGCUUAGUGUACUUCCUAUAGUUUUUCAGGGUCUAAGAUUGGUUACAGGGGUACAUUUCCUAUUUACUUUGAGUUCUAGUCAAUCUGGUUUCUCUGAAAGUAGCCUAUCCUGUUACCCUGAAGGAGCUCAGUGGUUUGAUGUUAUGCUGAAAUGCUUGCAGAUGCCUUGUGGGCAACAGGUGUCUGAGGAUGGCUACGAAUGCAGUCCAAUACAUUUGUAGAUGACAAUAUCAUGUCACAGUGGUAAAAGGUUGGACACCCCUGCUGGGUUAACAGGCUAGGGUAGAAAGAACUCCAGCCUCAUCAUCCUGGAAACUAUUCUUUGGACCCAGUCAUCCCGUUGGUGCUCCCCUGCCUUGAGCUACCUUCUCUAAUGCAUAUACUACCAUCACUUAACAAGGUGAUUGGAAUGGGUUUGAGAGUCAUAAUUUAUAUUAAAAAUUCUUGGACUUUAAAAUGCAUUUUUCAAAUAAAAAAAAUUAA